CAGUUGGGUGUCUUCAACAAUUGUUCCUUUUUAUCUUCAACCUUCUUUCACUGGACGCCCCUCAUAAUUUUCAGACAAAAGUUUUGUAUUUUUUUUCUCAUUAAUUAUUGAUUUGAAGCAAAAUCAACAAUCAAUCUCGUAAGGACAAACGCUAGGCCAACUCCAAUUUCAUCUUGGAUUGUAAUUUCGUGCACCCUUUAAUUUCCCAGAUUGUUUGUAUUUAGGGGAAUUUUUUUUCUUGACCUAAUUUAAUCGUAUAUAAUAUGCCCUUGUGAUUAUAUGCAGAUCUACAUGUAUCUAACUUCUUUGUAAUGAUCAUGCACCUAUAAAGUUACAAUCUUUUUGAUCUAAUCGUAUUUUGAGGACUAUGAUAUUCUUUAAUUGUAAUAUUGGAAGUUAUUAAAUUAUUCAUAGCAAUUAACAGUAAUAUUAUCUGGUGGGGUUUUGAUUUCCCUUUGGACUGCGUUUCUAUUGGGCUUAAAUCUUUUACAAUAUCAUCUUUUGUUUGCAAAAUUAAUGGAUCAACGUAAAUAUGCUGUACUUGAUUUGCUGCAAAUUUUGAUUUUUGGGGGAAUUAUUAACAUGGUAUGUUUUAUUUGUCAUUUUGGGGGUUUUAGAUGGUGGUUUAUGGUUUUCUUUCAUGAAAACUCGGUUCACAUUUCGAUGGACUUGAUGUUUGUCAAUAAUCUGGUGACAUCAAACUAAAUGUUAUCUUGCAACUGUGCAUAAUGUUUGUUUUUUGUUGGAGAGUGUUGUCCCGGCUAAGAUUUCAUAAAUCUGGGUGAAAAUGAUUCAUCCUAUAAUUAUCUUUUCUGCAUAUUUUUCAAUAGAAAGUGAGAAAUCAUCUAUCUAAUUCACUAAGUUGCCUCCCUUUUUCCUAAUUUCUACUUCUCAAUCAUCGUUAAUGUGAGUCCUGUCAAACAUUUCUUUCUUGCUUUGUAUUGUACAAGAACAUCAUGCACAUUACUAUCAUCUUUUCAUACUUAACUGCAGGUUUUAGGACUCAUGGCUGAUUGUGGCUAAGAUAUAGACUAGUACUGCAUUGUAUUCAACACUUAUUGCUCCAGAUUUCUAGGACUGUUCACCAAUGAAAAUUAAUACAGCUCGUGAAGGUUUAUCAUUAAUUGCACUCUAGAGUGGCACAAGGAUCCUGUAGUAUUUCAUUCAGUAGUACUUACAACGUUGCAAGAAUCAGAGGAACCAGUAGAAGAGACUUGGUAUAUUUCUUGUGUACGUAGAUGGCUAGUAGGAAACGAAGCAUGUCAAAUGAUGUAGAUAUGCAUGUCCUGUACAAGGAAUUGGAGGGAGCUUCAUGUCCUAUAUGCAUGGAUCAUCCACACAAUGCUGUUCUUCUCCUUUGUAGCUCUCAUGAUAACGGAUGCCGGUCAUACAUUUGUGAUACAAGUUAUAGGCAUUCAAAUUGUCUGGAUCGUUUCAAAAAACUCAGAGCCGAAAAUAUGGACAAUCCUCCCAUUAUGACACAGGGAAACCUGGAUAUUGCUGUUGAGACACCCGAUGAACACUUGGAGCUGAGAAAUUUAAGUGAUCGUGCUGUUGUUCAUGGAUAUCAUGAUAUACCUGCCAAUGAAGUUGUAGCAACUGGUGCAUUUCCUGGAGGAUCAGAAGAAUAUGGAAAUAGUAACCGAGAUAAUCGUGUGGAGAUGCUGGAAGGUACUCUACAAACUUCAGGUGCUGUUACUGUAUGGGGAAGUAGUCAUGAAACAGCAAAUGCGGACAACUCAUCUGUCUCAAAAUUGAAAUUGAAGUGUCCUAUGUGUCGUGGAGAUGUAUUAGGCUGGAAGGUAGUGGAAGAAGCCAGAAAGUAUCUGAAUUUGAAGCAUAGAAGUUGCUCUCGUGAAUCAUGUUCAUUCCUUGGUAACUACAGAGAAUUGCGCCGGCAUGCUAGGAGAGAUCACCCAACAGCACGCCCUGCUGAUAUUGACCCUUCAAGACAGCGAGCUUGGAGACGGCUUGAGAACCAGAGAGAGUACGAUGACAUUGUCAGUGCUGUUCGCUCUGCCAUGCCUGGUGCAGUAGUGCUUGGAGAUUAUGUGAUUGAGAACGGAGACAGGCUAGCUGGCGAAAGAGAUCGAGGCUCAGGUGCAAACGGAAGGUGGUUGAGUACCUUCUUCUUGUUUCAGAUGAUUGGCUCAAUGGAUCCAAUAUCUGAGGCAAGAGGUGGCAGGUCAGCUUUGUCAAGGCAUCGUCGGUCCACUGGACCUCUAUCUAGGCGCCGCUAUCCUUGGGGUGAAAACCUGCUUGGUCUACAAGAUGAUGACAAUAAUGAAGAUGAGGAUGAACCUGAUCUUAACAUUAUGAGUGACAUGAGUGGUGAUAUGUCUACAAAUCCGAGAAGGCGCAGGCGCUUGAUGCGAUCUAGGUCAGAUGAAGAUCAGCAGUAAGACUGUAGUAGACCACUAGAUUGUAUUAAUUGUCUGUACAGGAGGGGGCUGUUUACACUGAAUCAAUUGGAUCUUUCUUGUGUUCCACUUUGUUACAGAAAGAUACAGUUCAACUCUUAACAAAAUUUAUAGAUUUGUAUGUUGGCUUCUAGACGAGGUAUAAUAAUUUGAGGGUGAAAACAGGUUGUCCCUGUGAUUGUGGGUUGUAGCUUCAGAAUAUAAAGUGUCCAUUUGGUCUUUGAUUUCCCCAACUCUGAAACAUUGUUCAGUUUUUAUUCCAUU
Messenger RNA from Solanum dulcamara, 2684 nucleotides. RefSeq lists its product as uncharacterized. The record is from RefSeq and is a predicted model, not a curated record. Lineage: Eukaryota; Viridiplantae; Streptophyta; Magnoliopsida; Solanales; Solanaceae. The transcript is spliced from 2 exons. The coding region runs from base 1239 to 2402 and encodes 387 amino acids.